Messenger RNA from Eruca vesicaria subsp. sativa (arugula), 396 nucleotides. NCBI's taxonomy places the organism in Eukaryota, Viridiplantae, Streptophyta, Magnoliopsida, Brassicales, Brassicaceae. The record is from the annotation of a GenBank genome assembly.
AUGCACCCUACGACGUCGUCCAUCCCACACUGUGACGGUGGUCCUCUGAAACGUCCUCGUUUUGACUUGGGCCAUGAUAUGCAGAGUUACGUGUCACGGGAUACCAGAACUAUUGGCUCAAAUUCUGGCAUGUAUCUGCGGAGAGUGCAAACGCCUUCUUUGCCAUCUAAAGGAGUUGGUCGAUUUAAUGGUGUUGGUGGCAUGGGAAGACCAGGUGGUCACAAUCUGUACAUGCCUGGGGUUGGUGUAGUUUUUCCUCCAGAUUUUGGGAGAAAUGGUACUCGAGCUAUUGGUUUUGGUCAACAAGAUUUAGCUGGUUGGCCUAGUAGGGAGCGCCUUCCUCUACCUCCCGAUGUAUCCAGCACUCUAUUGGACUUCCUUCUAAUUGCUCAAUGA